CAGCCGUUCUUCUCAAUUUGGCAGCCGAGCGGUGCAGACGUAAAGUGGUUUAGCUCGCGCACUUUUUGUGUAGUCAUCCUCCGUUACAACUUUUUAGUGUUCAGUGUUAGCUGAUUAGUAACUAAAUUCUUUUAACAAAAUGGCCAAUCAAGAGAACAAGGACUUCAGCGAUGACGUCAACGAGAGUUUCCAAAACGGCGAGGGAAAUAAUGGAAGCGGUGACGCCACUGAAAAUGGCAGCACCCAAGAGUCUCAGGAAGACAGGAAAUUAUUCGUCGGUGCCCUCAGCUGGGAAACCACAGACAAGGAGCUCCGCGAAUACUUUAGCAAAUUUGGAGACAUUGAGAGUAUCAACGUCAAGACAGAUCCCAACACUGGAAGGUCGCGAGGUUUCGCUUUCAUCGUCUUCGCCAAGGCCGAAUCACUCGACAAGAUUAUGUCGGCCGGUGACCACGUGAUCAAUGGCAAAAAAGUAGACCCCAAAAAAGCGAAGGCCCGACACGGAAAGAUUUUCGUUGGUGGUCUUUCGACAGAACUCUCUGACGAUGACAUCAAGACCUUCUUCGGACAAUUUGGAAACAUUGUCGAAGUUGAGAUGCCAUUCGACAAGACAAAGAACCAGAGGAAAGGGUUCUGCUUUAUUACCUUUGAUUCUGAACAAGUCGUCAACCAAUUGCUGAAGACGCCAAAGCAGACGAUCAACGGCAAGGAGGUCGAUGUCAAGAAAGCGACGCCCAAACCUGAUGGUAUGGGUAUGAUGCGCGGAGGUAUGAUGCGAGGUGCCGGUCGCGGAGCCAGGGGAGCUAGAGGAGCUCGCGGAGGAUUCCAGGGCGGCUGGCAAGGAGGCUAUGGUGCCGGUUUCGGCGGUGGUUACGGUCAGGGCGGAUAUGGUGCUGGAUACGACGGCUAUGGAGGUGGCUACGAUUACUACGGCGGUUCUAUGUCCUUCAAAUCUCAUAAAUCGCCAACUCAUCAUUCCAUGAAGUCCCAUCGUUUUCAACCGAAUGUACAACAGCAACAAAACAGACAGGCGCAGGGCAAUUUCAGUCAAGAUCUGCAAGAGUACCAGGAGUAAAUAUCUUUUUUCAUUUCAUGUUGACGGAAGGCCGAUUAGCUGACAAGCUCUGUGUGUUGUGCACUUGUACAGCGUGAAAGCUUUCGUUCUUUCGCUUAACCUUUUGUACAGAUUGUAACGUUGCCACGCGCUCUCAAUUCAAUUUCUGUAAUCGCUUUCAAAGUUAUUCAACCCUUUUUUUCAUGUCCAAAUAAUAGAAAGUAGUCGAGACGUGUGCGACAAAAUUGUGAUCCAUUAUAUGAUGUUUUAUGUGGAUUACAAUUUUGGCAUUUGAGAUUUGUUUAAUGUCAACUCCUGGUUUUGUACAGUUACAACAGAUAAACCUGAAUGAAUUGCGUCUACACGCGUGUAAACUUGAUCCUAUUUUAACGAUAAGAUUAUUUUAAUUUUGUCUAUACCUAUCUUUAAGAAACUAUGAUACUUUAGCGAUGUAAGCAGGCAAUGUACUUUUUACAUGAGAAAAGAAAAUGUUAAUGCAAAAAAAUAACAGUUGCCGAAGUGUUUAUAAGAAUUACGUCAAGUAUCGAGUCCCGAUAAAGAGAUUAUUGCUUUCGUAUUGGUAAAAAUAGCAUAGGAACUUUGAGACUUACCGACCCUCAACGGAUCUAAUCAAGGCGUAUUUCGUAUUUUGUGAUCGUUUUCAUGGAUGUUUAGCAAACGGGAAUGGAAUUAUUUCUUUUGCCUUUAUAGUAAUCUGCUCGCGGGUGAGUAUGAUUUUAAAAGAGUGCAUGAUAGUGUCUUCCACUUUGUAAACUCAACUUUGAAAGUAGAUAAAUUAAUUGCAAACUGAGAAAUAUUUUCAUUCCCGUUCGCUAGAUUUUUACUGAAUAAAUGUAGCAUCCUUUUCGUAUGUCGUAAACUUGUAGGGAAAUGAAGCAGAUGUGUAAGUCAUUCCGCAUGACUUUAAAGAAGACUGUUUUUCUUUUAUAUUAUGGCUACACACGAAAUUUAGACAGUGGAAUGUCUAACUUUAUUCAGCCUUAAGAAAUUGUAAAUUGUGAAAUGCAUCAAUGGAUUAACAUUGGCAACUAUUUAAAUACAGGAGGUGAUGCAUUAGAA
Molecule: messenger RNA, 2134 nt
Organism: Belonocnema kinseyi
Lineage: Eukaryota; Metazoa; Arthropoda; Insecta; Hymenoptera; Cynipidae
Product: RNA-binding protein squid-like
Exons: 6
Coding region: 140-1075 (311 amino acids)
Biological process (GO): regulation of gene expression
Cellular component (GO): nucleoplasm
Molecular function (GO): RNA binding
Source: RefSeq, a predicted model, not a curated record